AUGUACCGACAAGUUUUAGUUGCACCUGAGGAUAGAGACCUCCAACGAAUUCUUUAUCGAAAAAGUCCUACUGAUCAACUACAAGAAUACAGGCUGUGCACUGUAACAUAUGGAACAAAAUCAGCCUCGUAUUUGGCCACUCGUUGUUUAUCUGAGAUUGGAAAAUGCACAGACAAUCCUAAAUUAAAUCGAGUAAUCACUCAGGAUUUUUAUGUUGAUGACCUCCUGAGUGGUGGGGCAUCUGAAGAUGAAUGCUAUCAAAUUUACAGUUCACUAUUAAAACAUUUUAGUCCAGCUGGUUUUCCACUUCGCAAAUGGUGUUCCAACUCGGUCAAUCUUAUUAACCAAAUACCAUCAGCAUGUAAUGACCCAACGUUUGUAUUAAAACUCAGUGAGAAUGACACGGUUACAGCCUUAGGACUCACGUGGCAACCUAUCACUGAUCAAUUUUGUUUUACGUUCAAGCAUUGGUCACCGCCGUUAAACAUGACCAAGCGUACACUAUUAUCAGACAUCAACUCAGUUUAUGAUCCUAUUGGACUCAUAUCCCCGGUUCUCAUUCUUGGAAAAAUUUUCAUUCAACAAUUAUGGGGAAUGAAGAUGAGCUGGGACGACAUUAUCCCAUCUGAAUUGCAAGCUCGAUGGAUAAAAUUCUACAACUCUCUUCAGUCCUUGCAUGAAUUGGCUAUACCACGUAAGGUUAUCAACACUGCAGAUUCAAAGGUUACCAUUCAUGGCUUUUGCGAUGCAUCGCAAGAGGCAUUUGGUGCAUGCAUUUACUUACGUUCUGCCAGUCCAAAUGGUCAAGUGCAAGUACAUCUCCUGGCAUCCAAAUCUCGUGUUGCCCCAAUGAAAGCUACAACCAUCCCUAGACUCGAACUAUGUGGUGCAGUAUUGCUGUCUGAACUGUUGUUAGAGGUAAAAAAUGAACUCAGUUGUUUAGGCAUGCAAUUCAGUGUAAACGAAAUUUUACUAUGGACUGAUUCAUCAAUUGUUUUGGCUUGGCUAAAAAAUGAAGUCCCUUUGCUAUCAUACGUAGCAAACAGAGUUGCUCGAAUAUUAGACAUUACAGUAAAUGCUCAAUGGCGCCAUGUUAUUUCUAAGGAAAAUCCUGCCGAUCAAAUAACAAGAGGUAUACAUCCUGCUGCGCUGCCUUCAUUGUCAAUUUGGUGGAACGGACCAUCCUGGUUACUUUUGAAAAGUGAUUCAUGGCCAGGCAUCCCAGAGCUACCAUCAGAAAUCCCUGAAGUUCGUCCAGUAAAGUUGGUGCUGGCUACAACUCAUUCGUCCGAUUCCUGGCUGCUAAACAAAUAUUCAAGUUACAUGCAACUUAUACGUAUAACUGCCUUAGUCCAACGAUUCGUACACAAUUGUACAAUACAGAGAAAACUCAUAGAUCAACGUACGACAGGUGCAUUGACUGUACAAGACCUCAAAGCUUCCAGGGAAUUUUGGAUUCGCAAGAUUCAGGCUGAAGCUUAUCCCUCGGAACUAAAGGCUUUAAAUUCAAAUUUACCCAUUCAUCGGUCAAGCUGCCUGUUAAAGCUAAAUCCAUUUGUUGACGGUACUGGUAUUUUGCGUGUUGGAGGUCGCUUAGCGUAUGCACCAAUACAUGACAAUACAAAGUUUCCAGUUGUAUUGCCACCCUCAUCAACUUUCACAAGAUUAUUUUUCAAAUAUGAGCACCUGAGGCUACUGCAUGUUGGUCCACAAGCAUUACUCUCACACAUACAAGUAAAUUACUGGCCCAUCCGUGGACGAAGUCUUGCCAGUCGAACCGUGCAUCAAUGCAUUCAAUGUUUCCGAACCAAUCCAAAAUUAAUAACACCUUUCAUGGCUCCGCUACCUCGGCAACGUACCACUAUUGAAAGGCCGUUUUCUCAAUGUGGAGUAGAUUUCUGCGGGCCAAUAAUGAUUCGAAGUGGUAUCCGUCGUGUAAAGACUGAAAAGGCAUAUAUAUCUGUAUUUGUGUGCUUAGUCACACGCGCUAUUCAUUUGGAAUUAGUCUCAUCUUUAACUGCCGAUGCGUUUCUAGCCACACUAACUAGAUUCAUGUCUCGCCGAGGACAAUGCAGUAACCUUUUCAGCGACAAUGGCACAAAUUUUGUUGGUGCGAAUCGCAAACUCAUGUCACAGUUUGAGGAAAUUUCCAAGACUCAUACAACAUUAUCAUAUCUUUCUGAAAAAUCUAUGCAAUGGCACUUUAUUCCACCCUCAGCACCUCACUUUGGAGGUCUGUGGGAAGCUGCGGUUAAGUCUUCCAAACAACUCCUGACAAAAAUAUCAUCAAAUGCAACAUUUACAUUUGAAGAAGCUACAACGUUGCUGUGUGGAAUAGAAGGAGUUUUAAAUUCUAGACCCAUGACUCCGUUAUCCAAUGACCCAUCAGACUAUCAAGCUCUAACACCGGCUCAUUUUCUCAUUGGUGGGGUUAUCACAUUGCCACCUGAAGCAGAUUCAUCCACCACCCCGAUGUCUAGACUUAAACGUUUUGCAUUGGUACAGUCUUGCAUUCAACAGUUUUGGAAGAGAUGGUCCCGGGAGUACCUUCCUCAAUUGCAACGCCGAGGUCGCUGGAUAAAAGCAACUCGAAACAUAAGAGUGGGUGACCUAUGUCUUCUCCGACAAGAAAAUCUUCCUCCUACCAGAUGGGCUCUGGUCAGGGUUCAAGAUGUUCAUCCUGGUCCUGAUGGCACUGUUCGAGUGGUCACUUUACGCAAUUCCUCUGGCAACAUUUUCAAACGCCCAGUGGUGAAACUUUCCUUGCUACCAAGUGAAGAAGAUGAGAGAGAAGAACAACCUUAG
This is a messenger RNA of Macrosiphum euphorbiae (potato aphid), 2805 nucleotides long. Lineage: Eukaryota; Metazoa; Arthropoda; Insecta; Hemiptera; Aphididae. The record is from the annotation of a GenBank genome assembly.